Saprolegnia diclina VS20 is the source of this 537-nucleotide messenger RNA. RefSeq lists its product as hypothetical. Lineage: Eukaryota; Oomycota; Saprolegniomycetes; Saprolegniales; Saprolegniaceae. Bases 1 to 537 code for a protein of 178 amino acids. The record is from RefSeq and is a predicted model, not a curated record. The transcript is spliced from 2 exons. Gene Ontology annotation, molecular function: DNA-binding transcription factor activity; sequence-specific DNA binding. Gene Ontology annotation, biological process: regulation of DNA-templated transcription.
AUGGCCCGAGCACCACCUCUCUUCAUCCGAAAGACCUUCAUCCUCUUCUCCGGCGCCCCGAGAGAGCUCGCAGAGUGGGCAAGGAACGGGACAACGAUCUUGAUCCAUGACUCCCACGUCUUUGCGCGCGAGCUCCUCCCGCGCCACUUCAAGCACAACAACUUUCUCUCGUUCGUGCGGCAGCUCAACUUUUACGGCUUCCACAAGUGCAAGCGCGACGACGGCAGCGGCGUCAUCUGGGAGUUCCAGCACGAUGCGUUCGUACAACACAAGCCAGAGCUCAUGCGGACCAUCCAGCGCCACCAAGCAGCACCCGUGGUGGUAGCAAGCCCAACUAAGCCGUCACCGCCGGACGAGACUGCGAUGGUUGCGCUACGUCGGCAGAUCCAGGCUGUCCAGACCCAAUUUGACCAAGCGGCGCGCCAAAUCUCAGAGCUCUCGCAGGUCAUUGCCAGCCUCGACGAGCCACACAAGACCUCCUUUCCCGAGCCGAUCUCGAACCGUUUGAUGUCGGGCGAGCUGUGGUCAGCGUUUUGA